GUGAGGGAGGGGGAGAAGGGCUAAGAUGGCGGCAGGCCCUGGGGCUGAGGGGGCUUGUGAGGGGAGGAAGGGUUUCUUUCCUUGUGAGGAGCAGUGCUGUCACUGCAGUGGGGUUGUUGGGCUCCCUUAGAGCUGAGGGGAGCCCCUGUGGUGGUGUAAAUAAAUAAAGGACUGUCUUUGAAAGUACCAGGUUUUCGUGUCUGUCGUGUGCCCUGCUGGGUGUCUGUCAGAAGUUAAAGGACUGUGAGGGGUGCUGGCACCCCAAGUGGGUGAUGUUUCUGACCUGACAGGGAGCAGGAGGGAGCUCUGAAGCAAGCAAGGGUUAUCGAUUGAAAUCCCAACAGGGCAGUUCCUGCGAGGCGCCGUGCGAAGGAGACUGCUCCAAGGGCUGCAGCCCUGGCUCCUGUGCCUCGUGGCUGCUGCACGACGGAGAGGAGACUACAAUUCCCAUAGUACUUCCACAUACUGGCACUCCAGUGACAUCAGACGCUACAUGGCUGAGACUGGUUGUAAAGCGAGGAGACCAAAAAUGUAAGCUCGGUGUUUCUUUCGCUUCUGUAGCUUGGCCUUCGGCAGCGUGAAAUCUUUGCCUGCUAGGGGAGGAUUUCACUUGCUGCGGAGGUGUUUGAUAAGGGCGCGUACCUGAAGAAAACCUGAGGUGACACCUAAGGGCAAGCCACCCGUACUGCUCGUGGCGGUGCUGCUGCAGCUCUGGGACUCCCCUAGUCUCGGAGCAGCUGCGUGGAGUCCUCACUUAAUGCCUGUGUUGCCAGUUGGGCUCGGUGGGCCGUUGCCUUGCCUGCUGCUUUCCGCUCUUUCUGGCGGGUGGAGAGGAGACGCUGUCCAUAGCCUGGCAACGGCUUCGUCUGCGUGUAGUAACCGGCUGCGCGGCGCCGGUCCCAUGGCAGCACUGGUAGGAAGGGGAAUGAGGUGCGGCGGUGGCACCGGCUGAGCUACGCCAGCGGACUCGCGAGCCCAGGGAUCGGCUGCUGCAGUGUGUACAGCUGGCACGUCCCAGUGCCUGCGCCGCGUCCUCGGUGGCCCGUGGCGGGGUUGGGAACGCUGCUGCGAGCGGCUGGGGGGACCGUCCCCGCAGGUUAAAUCUGUCCAUAAGAAUCUAAAUUUCUGCUUGCAUGGCAAUGCUGCAUACGUCAGAGAAGAGAACUGGCAUUCUGCUACCAAGGACAUGGUCAAGCCCAGUGCCACCCUUGGUCCUUACAAGUCACAGGUAAAUAUCAAGAAACAAAAAAUGGACACUCAAAUAUUUUCCCCGUUACUAGGGGCAAUUACUAGCACGCCACCUCCGUUAGAAUCUUCCCGGCUGUAUAGCGACUGGUCAGCAUGUGGAGAAGAGAUCAGCACAAAAACUUCUUUUCAAGACUGCACAAAAAAACGGGCACAGGUAAAUCUUUCUUAUUCUGGCAGUGGCCCAGAUAUGUUUGGGCUAGUGUCAAGCAUUUUAGAGGAGCCAAACAAGACAGAACCGGUUACAGAUUGGAAUUCUCUUUCAAGAUUGUUUCCACCAAUGUGGGCACCUGAUCUUGGAAACGAUGGUGAAUUCUCAGGGCUUUCAUCUAAGCACUCUGUAGGAAAUAAGGAUUUUUCAAACCUGAUGUGCACACAGAACUACUACCAAGAAGAGCUGCAGAAGUCGCGUGACGUGGAGAUGUUGCACAGAGGGUUAGAAGAUCUCCAUCUCCUAGAGUCUUGGCUUUCUCCAUCUGGCCCUUGCACUCAGCCUGAUAACAUGCUGAAGAACAGUUAUCCUGACAAUUCCUCUUUCCAGAAUAAGAAUUCAGUUCACCAAGAAGGGUAUUCAUUUCAAAGUGCCAACUACAAUCGGCACUUGCGCAGUUAUGACCACAUGAGGUUAAAUGGGGACUGUGAAAAAAUUGGUCCCAAUUUUAAUACUUUUUCUUCUAGAAACAGACUUAAAGACGACACUACUGUUCAGAAAGACUAUUGGAAAAUUGAAAGAACAAGGGGUAACGUUAUGAAUAAUGAUGCAUGUGAGCAAACUAAAUAUUCCCCUGAUCUUUCCAAUCAGCCUGCUGAUGACUCCUGGGAUAAAACGUCCCAGGACAGCCACUUGUUUUCUAAAAGAUAUGAAAACUUUACAGCUGCUCAUAAAUCACAGUCAUCUGUUCAUCCAUCGCUGUAUUUUUUCAAUCAACCAUCUAAAGAAAAUUUUUCUGGAGUGACAAACAGAAAACCACAGGAAACCCACAUGCAAAAUGGUCAUCAGAGCUUUACUUUGGGGGAUGCUUUUAAUAACAAUGAAUCUAAGAUCCAUGCUAGUCCUAAAGAGUGCUCUCAUAAAACUUUGGAGUAUGAUUUGUCUGUCAAAAAUAUGCAAAAUGGGAGUUACUCGCCCUACCAUAUGUGGCUGGGUGGAAAAACUGCAGGUCCAACAGCUGCGUCAGAUGUUGUGUAUGGAAAGCAGCUGGUAACAAGUCCCCAGUCAGCUUCUGGGGUUUCAACCAUGUCUGGUGGUUCUCCCACCCAUCACUCUGUAACACACUCCUACUUCUCACAGCUCUCCCCUGUCCCCUCUUCAAGAAAGGAUGGAAGGUUACACCCUUCAAAUGGUGUUUCUAAUAAUUUGGGACUUUCUAAUUUCAUCUCGGGAAACCAGAAGCAAACGAAACCCUUUGGACGCUCGCAGCACGAGUCGUUGACCAGUAAGGAGUGGCAGCACAGCAAAUUCCCCACGAGUUUUUCAUCCAACUGGUUAACAGAGCCCAAUGCCGUGAGCGAAGACCCCGAGCUAUUCCACAGAUUUCAAAAAAAGCAAACGCAAGAAAACGGUAAUAAAGAUGAUAGAAGAGGCAGAAGGAAUUGGGUUCCCCAUUUUGGAUACGCAACCCCAAACCGCCCGCAGUUCAACGUGUUCCGAAAAAAGCCCGAGCAGAACGGUGGUAGCAUGUCAGAUCUCAUCAGUCCUUCUUUUCUCCCCUCCUUCCCAUUAAUGGCUGAUUUUAAGCAAAAUCCUGGCUUCCCUCCGUUUAAUCACCACCUGUUUUCAUCAGCAAAUAACUUCAACUUUCCCCCUUCACCCUUACCAUUCUCAGAACUUGUUGAUUUUCUUCAUUAUGACGAUUUUAACCACUUGAACCCCUUCAUCAGUGAUCUGUUUUGUGGGGAAAUAACCGCACCGUACUUUGCCUUUCCAACGCCAUUUAACAAGUACAGACCGCCAAGAAAUCGCAGCGGACCCGCUAAUGAGCUUCAUACCCACCUGGAGGAGUGUUAUGAGCAGUGGAGAGCUCUGGAGAAAGAGAGAAAGAAGACUGAGGCUGACCUCGCAAGAAACUUCCCAGGAAAGCGCAUAUCUAGCUCAAAUAACACUCCUGUGUCUCGGCUGCCUGCUAACCCAUCCCGCGUCGAUCGCUUGAUUGUCGACCAAUUGCGAGAGCAGGCCAGGGUGCUCACCUUGAUAGGGAAAAUGGAAAGGCUUCGUGGUGCCCCUGUGCACGGUAACAUAUCCGCGACGUUGGAACACCACAUGGAAGCCAUCCACGUAACACAAGCGAGGCGUAAGGAUGAGAUUGUUAAUGCUGCUAAUCCGCAGAGACAAGGAGCGCUGCGCUAUAAUAAUGAGAAAGAUGUUUUGGCUCUGGCAGCUGCCAUCAGAGAGUUGGCUGCUUCCACACGCAAGGCUCGUACUGCGCUGUGGUGUGCGCUACAGAUGACUUUGCCAAAAAUCUCUUUAAGCAGCCCAGUACAGCAGGACAACGUUGAAAAGGCCUUGCAAGAGCUCUGUCCUCCAAGCACAAGCACACAGGAAAAAACCUAUGUGGAGCAUGAAAAAGGAAGCAAAAAUGAACAAACUGAGGAACCCAUGAGGAUUCUGGAUUAAUAACAAAUACUUGAAGGGAGGCAGAGGGCUGAGGAUCGGGAGGGAAGGGCAAAAAGCCUGCCUAGUACUGAGGGGGGCGUGUUUUGAUGGGCUAUCGGAAAGUGAAAGGGUUAAAAAUAACUAAUCAGUGCUGCAAUUCUAUUACUGUGAUUCUGGUGUUGAGAGACACAUCCUGUAAUAGUGUUAAUGCAAUUUUAAUAUUGCUGGUGUUGCGAUGUCUGCUACAUAAGAAUUUUAUUAUUAAGGGGAACUAAACAAUAGCUGAGCAUUUUCCUUUGUCUGCUUAUCCAAAGCUCUGUAUCAGCUGUGACUCAAGCCAUGACCCGAGAAACCAGUGAGACAGGACUUAAUUCUCUUUUGUUUAUGAUAUAAUUUUGCAUACUUAAAAAACAAAGAAAAAAACACAUUUUAAAGGUAUUUAAGAAAGGUAUUUAAUUCAGGUGUUUUUUCUUUUGUUUGUUUUGCACCAUGAUGUGGUUCUUUGAAGUGCCAAAGUGAUCAAUAAGUAGAUCGCAUCCUGUCACAGAGCAGUCCACCUCCUGUAUUGUUUCUGUGACUGGGAGUCGUUGAUCGUUCAGGUUAUUGCCAAGUUUAAUGAGAAGAAUCGGUGUUUCCUGGUGGUUCUGCGAGAUGCUUCAGCAGUUGUGCUGCCGAUUCAGUUUCUACCUAGACCAAUGUAGACUGAGAUUUCAUAUCCCUUAUUCCAUAUAACAAUGUUUUACAUCUUAAAAAAAAAAAAAGAUUUUGUAGAUGUGCAGUAAGUUCUGCAUUAGCAGGCGAUAUAAAACUGUCACUCAGGAUCAGAAACUAGAUGUAUUGAUUUCUCACUGGGUUCAAACCCAUGAACUAGAGGUCAUAGUAUGCACUUAAUUAGAAAAUAUUUUUUGUUACUAAUGUAAGUUCAUGGUACUAUAAUUUUCAGAACCAUUCCAUAUUUAUUUUAAUGUCUUUAUUGAAUGUUUAUUUAAAACUUUAUUUUAGUAAUAUAAAGUUGGAUCUUUUUGCCAAACCUUCCGAAUAAUCAGAUUUAACGAUUUACUCAGGAAAUAUGUAUAUUGUAGUAUACACGUGGUAUAUAGGGAUUUUGAGUGGGAAGGGAUGUUUGCAAAAUAUUUACACAAAGCUAACUAUAUACUAGAUUACCAAAGCUGUUUAAUUCAUUUUCCGCAUGGAAGACUUCGUAAACUUAAUUGCUGUUAACUAGUCUCCGUUUUUGUGGCUUAGACAAUCAGAAGUGUCGUGUGUCAGUGUGGAUGUUCAGGGUGAGAAUUAGAAAGGAGAGAGUAAUUCCAGUUUUGUUCGUAGGGCAUGUCAAUAUUUUAAUGCUUUAACAGCUGUCUUAAUGGAACAGGAUCUCUUAACAUGUGCUGGUAACCAGCUGUGGCUCCUGGGCUUUGAGAUAUUAGCGGGUGGCUUUGGAGAGCAGGUCUUAUUUUAAAAGUCAAUUAAGCAUGAAGAAAGGUUGAAAGAU
Molecule: messenger RNA, 5330 nt
Organism: Cygnus olor (mute swan)
Lineage: Eukaryota; Metazoa; Chordata; Aves; Anseriformes; Anatidae
Product: meiosis-specific coiled-coil domain-containing protein MEIOC-like
Exons: 9
Coding region: 1187-3859 (890 amino acids)
Biological process (GO): male meiosis I; meiotic cell cycle; female meiosis I
Cellular component (GO): nucleus; cytoplasm
Source: RefSeq, a predicted model, not a curated record